GGUAGCGUAGAUGACUAAGGAUGGGAUGUAGAAAUAUAAGGCAAAUAAUUCUGAUCGACGGUUUUCAUCAUUGACUCUUUAGUUAUGUACCAUGGCUUUUCAACCACCAUAUCCUUCACCCUUUCUUCUUCUUCUUCUUCUUCUUCUUCUUGUCCUUCUUAUACAGAUAAUGCCCUUUCCCGCCACUGCUCAAACUCAGAAAAUCAUAUCCUUGGGCACGUCCCUCACUGCAAAAGACGGAAACUCCUGGACCUCACCAUCCGGCGACUUUGCUUUUGGUUUCCAAGAAAUCGUUAAGCAUGGAUUCAUACUUGCCAUCUGGUUCAACAAAAUACCAGAAAGAACUAUUGUCUGGUCUGCCAACGGCGAUAAUCUAGUGAAGAAGGGAUCCAAAGUUGAACUCACGGAAGAUGGCAGGCUUAUGCUCAAAGAUACUGCAACAGUCACACCAAUAUGGACAGCUGAUGCAGCUAGUGGAGUUGCCUAUGCAGCUAUGUUCGACACGGGAAAUUUUGUGCUGGUCAACCAAGAUUCAAAGAAUUUGUGGGAGAGCUUUAAUCAACCAACUGAUACAAUUCUACCCACGCAGAUAAUAAAUCAAGGCACCAAGUACAAUGGUUUUCGGGUCACCUUCAACCAGUCUGGAUCCAUUUACCUUACAGCCCAGAACGGAAGCAUAGUUUAUAUGAUCUCAAACAAUGCAGUUUCACUGGUAGACUACUAUCAAAGGGCAACUCUCGAGUAUAACGGAGUUUUCAGGCACUACGUGUACCCUAAAAGCAUUAACUCGAACAGUGUGAACACGGAGCAUGUGGCUUGGUCCUCGCUUUCCUUCAUACCUUCAAAUAUCUGCACGUCCAUCACGGGGUACACAGGCCCUAGUGCAUGCGGGUUAAAUAGCUUAUGUAAAAAUGAUGAGGAAGGACCAGUUUGCUUGUGCCCGCAUGGAUACAGCUUUGUUGAUCCAAGCGAUGAGCUGGAAGGAUGCAGACAGAACUUCGUUUCACAAAGUUGUGAUGAAGCCUCGCCAGAAGAUCAUUUUUAUUUUCAAGAAAUGCAAAACAGCGAUUGGACUACCGCAUCUUAUGAGUAUUUCAAUAAUGUAAGUGAAGAUUGGUGCAAGCAGAAUUGCCUAAAGGACUGUUUCUGUGCCGCUCUCGUUUUCACAGAGGAUGUCUGCUUGAAGAAGGGAACUCCUCUUUUCAACGGGAGGAUUGACCCAACUCUCAGUUCUAAAUCUCUAAUCAAAAUGAGGAAGAAUUCUACAAAUGAAAGAAAGCAUGACGGUUCAACUUUCAAACGUGUCGAACCAGUUCUCCUAAGUAGUUCGGCUUUUCUGAACUUCUUCUUACUAUUCAUAACCUGCUUUCUUGUUUUGCGCUUUCUCAAUGACAGAAAAGCAAAUGCGAAUAUGUUCUACCCGGUCAUUCAAGGGAUUAAUCUGAAAUGUUUCUCCUACAUGGAGUUAAAACAAGCUACCAACGGAUUCAUGGAAGAGCUAGGACGUGGUUCGUUUUCAACGGUUUUUAAAGGAGUUUUAGCGUCUGAUAAUGGAAAAUGUGUUGCUGUUAAACGACUGGACACGAUGAUUGGAGGGAAUGAUUUGAAAUUCAGAGCAGAAGUGAGCUCAAUGGGCAGAACAAAUCACAGAAAUCUAGUCCAACUACUAGGGUUCUGCAAUGAGAGGCAUAACCGAAUUCUUGUGUACGAGUUUAUGAGCAAUGGCUCCCUAGAAAGCUUUCUUUUUGGAGGGUCAAGGCCAAGUUGGUGCAAAAGAAAGGAAAUUGCCUUGGGAACUGCAAGAGGGCUCUUGUAUUUGCAUGAGGAAUGUAGCAGCCAAAUCAUUCAUUGUGACAUUAAGCCUCAAAACAUUCUUCUAGACGACUCUUUCACAGCAAGAAUUUCCGACUUUGGAGUGGCCAAGCUAUUGAUGAUGGAUCAAACUCGUACGGCUACUAAAUUCCAGGGAACAAAAGGGUAUGCAGCUCCUGAAUGGUUCAAAAGCUUGCCUAUCACAGUGAAGGCGGAUGUUUACAGCUUUGGCAUUUUGUUAUUAGAGAUUGUUUGCUGCAGGAAGCAUUAUGAAGCAAAGAUAGAGGAACAAGAACAAAUGAUACUGGUGGAUUGGGCGUAUCAUUGCUCUCAGAAAAGUAAACUGCACCGGCUGUUCGAGAAUAAUGAGGCAAAGGAUGACCUGGAGGAGAUGGAAAUGUAUUUGAAGAUCGCAUUUUGGUGCAUUCAAGACGAUCCAGCAUUUCGACCAACCAUGAAGAAUGUCAUACGAAUGCUUGAAGGAAAUGUUGAAGUCUUAACCCCCCCAAGUCCAUCCUCAUUUUAGGCUCAAUGGAAUUGGCAUUAGAAUAAUUUCAUGUGUUUGAUCAUCAAGAACUCAAAACCACGAAUUUGGUUAGUCCGAU
Malus domestica (apple) is the source of this 2417-nucleotide messenger RNA. NCBI's taxonomy places the organism in Eukaryota, Viridiplantae, Streptophyta, Magnoliopsida, Rosales, Rosaceae. The record is from RefSeq and is a predicted model, not a curated record.